GGCGACCACUUCACUCUCUGCUGACCAAAAAGACAUCCAGCGAUUUUUCUCAAAGAAGAAAAUUGAAGGAAAGGAGAAAAAAAAAGAAGAAAAAAAAGAAGAGAAGUCGGGUAUAAUUAUAUUGCUCCAGAUAUUCUCUAGAUCGGCAGUUCAUCUCUUUGAGAUCACAUCUCCGUUGCUGAGCGCAGGGCAACGAUUUUCUCGAGAGGAUUUGUUGGGGGAUUCGAGUUUUUGCCGAGGUUUCGGACAGCCCGAGCUUGCUGAGGGGAUUUUAUGAUGGAUCUGCGAGGCUUGUUGCUGUAGAGAAAGGUUUUUGUUGGAGAAAUGGAGAUGUGGAUGCGGGAAGCAUUGGAGCGGUGGUUUCUUUUCUUCGUCCUAGUGCUCCAUCCUCUUGCUAGAAUUCUCGCUAACAUGGAAGGUGAUGCCUUGCAUAGCCUACGUACAAAUCUGAAAGACCCUAACAAUGUACUGCAGAGUUGGGAUCCAACUCUAGUCAAUCCAUGCACAUGGUUCCACGUAACAUGUAGCCCUGACAACAGUGUUAUUAGAGUUGAUCUUGGAAAUGCACAGUUAUCUGGUCAAUUGGUCCCCCAACUUGGGCAGUUGAAAAAUUUACAGUAUCUAGAACUUUACAGUAACACUAUCAGCGGGACAAUUCCUAGUGAUCUUGGCAAUCUUACAAAUCUGGUCAGCUUAGACUUGUAUCUAAACAACUUCACUGGCAAUAUACCAGAGUCAUUAGGGAAGCUAACACAGCUCCGUUUCCUUCGACUCAACAACAACAGCUUAACUGGCCAAAUUCCAGUAUCUUUAACGAAUAUCUCUGCACUUCAAGUCCUGGAUCUGUCAAACAACAACUUAUCUGGUGGAGUUCCAUCCAAUGGAUCCUUUUCUCUGUUCACGCCCAUCAGCUUUGCAAACAAUCCUCUUUUAUGUGGUCCGGGCACAACAAAGGCCUGUCCUGGUGGCCCUCCACUUUCUCCCCCACCUCCACUUGUCGUGCCAACGCCACCCUCAUCUCCAGGAAGCAGUGCCUCCAGCACUGGAGCAAUAGCAGGUGGAGUUGCUGCUGGAGCUGCUUUGCUAUUCGCUGCACCUGCCAUUGGGUUUGCAUGGUGGCGCCGUCGUAAACCGCAAGACUACUUCUUUGAUGUGCCUGCUGAGGAGGAUCCAGAAGUCCAUCUGGGCCAGCUUAAGAGGUUCUCGCUCAGAGAGUUGCAGGUUGCUACUGAUGGUUUUAGCAACAAGCACAUUCUGGGUAGAGGCGGUUUUGGGAAGGUUUACAAGGGACGACUUGCAGAUGGUUCACUGGUGGCAGUAAAGAGGCUUAAAGAGGAGCGCACUCCAGGAGGAGAGCUUCAGUUCCAAACAGAAGUAGAGAUGAUUAGCAUGGCUGUGCAUCGAAAUUUACUUCGGCUUCGUGGAUUUUGCAUGACGCCCACUGAACGUUUGCUUGUGUAUCCAUAUAUGGCCAAUGGGAGUGUUGCUUCUUGCUUACGAGAACGUCCACCGAAUCAACCACCACUUGAAUGGACUACUAGGAGAAGGAUUGCAUUGGGAUCUGCUCGGGGCCUUUCCUACUUACACGAUCAUUGUGAUCCGAAGAUAAUCCACAGGGAUGUUAAAGCUGCAAAUAUUUUGUUGGAUGAGGAAUAUGAAGCAGUCGUGGGAGACUUUGGCCUUGCUAAGCUUAUGGACUACAAGGAUACACAUGUAACAACUGCCGUACGUGGAACAAUCGGGCAUAUUGCCCCUGAGUAUCUAUCUACUGGGAAAUCUUCAGAGAAGACUGAUGUCUUUGGCUAUGGGAUCAUGCUUCUCGAGCUAAUCACAGGACAAAGGGCAUUUGACCUUGCACGGCUUGCGAAUGAUGAUGAUGUCAUGUUGCUUGACUGGGUGAAAGGACUUCUGAGAGAGAAGAAGUUAGACAUGUUAGUAGAUCCUGAUCUGCAGAAUAAUUAUAUAGAAGCUGAGGUUGAAUCUCUGAUCCAAGUUGCACUUCUGUGCACACAAGGCUCACCCGUGGAAAGACCAAAAAUGUCGGAAGUGGUGAGGAUGCUAGAAGGUGAUGGUCUUGCUGAGAGAUGGGAGGAGUGGCAGAAAGUUGAGGUCAUCCGCCACGACUUGGAGAUGGCUCCUCACAGAACCAGAUUGGAUUGUCGAUUCCACCGACAAUCUUCCUGCAGUGGAACUAUCAGGCCCCAGAUGACCUGUAUUCAUAGCAGCGCCUAAAGAGGAUGAUAUUUGUUUAUGGUCGGUCAUCUUCUAAAACGACCUUUUGUCUAGUUCUUAAAAACCCAUUUCUCUUUCAUUGCUAAGAUCACAGUUCUGUAUAUUGAUCCAGGGGCAUUAUAUUUGUUUAGCAAUUUGUCAAUGUGAUAGUUUUUUUUUUUUCUCUUCCGGAACCAUAUUGCAGGGGAUUAAUAGGUUGCUCUGCAGGAAAUUCCGACGGUAAUGAUGCUUCCAUUUAUGGGUAUGUGUUAUUUAUCAUCUUUUAUAGCAAUGUAUAAUGAAUUUGUUAAGAACUGAAAAAUAGAUUAUGGCGAUUUUUAUUUAGCAUUG
Messenger RNA from Dendrobium catenatum, 2562 nucleotides. RefSeq names its product LRR receptor kinase BAK1. Lineage: Eukaryota; Viridiplantae; Streptophyta; Magnoliopsida; Asparagales; Orchidaceae. Gene Ontology annotation, molecular function: ATP binding; protein binding; protein kinase activity. The record is from RefSeq and is a predicted model, not a curated record. Gene Ontology annotation, biological process: protein phosphorylation.